AUGGGUUGUGCAUAAGUGGUCAAUAAUACUAAUGAGAUUUAUGAGCCAAUUAUUGAAAGACAAUCUUCAAAAAGAACGACUUUAAAACAUACUACUAGUUGUAAAGACUCUCCAACAAUAUUUCCAUUGAAUUUACCUGAUGGAUUUGGAAGAUAUAAGAAGAAUCCUAGAAAUACUAUAAGUAUGAUUAAGUUAAGAAAUACUAUGAGAAUAGAAAUACAAUUAGACAGUAGUAAAAAUACUAUUCUAAAAAGAAGAACAACAUCAACAUUAAUCUCAAAAUGA
This is a messenger RNA of Paramecium pentaurelia, 285 nucleotides long. NCBI's taxonomy places the organism in Eukaryota, Ciliophora, Oligohymenophorea, Peniculida, Parameciidae. The record is from the annotation of a GenBank genome assembly.